This is a messenger RNA of Cuscuta campestris, 587 nucleotides long. NCBI's taxonomy places the organism in Eukaryota, Viridiplantae, Streptophyta, Magnoliopsida, Solanales, Convolvulaceae. The record is from the annotation of a GenBank genome assembly.
UUUUGUAUUACAAUUCAAAUUAACCAAAUGAAAGAAUGUCAAUAAAUGAAAUAACCAUUUCCAACAACAAACAUUUGAACUACAAUGCACCUUAAUUAAAAUUUAAAACUAACCUGUCUACUACAAAUGAAAUAUUUACCACAUAACCUAUCUGAUAUCAUUUCCCAGUCCCUUUUCGUUCUGGCCAUUCCAUUUCGCUCUGCGCAGCUACUCCAGCCCUCUUCCAUUCAGCGCGACACUCCACUGCUCCAAUUAGGAAGGGAUGAUUGCAAAGAUCCAAAAUAUCACCCCUAUGAAGAGAAGAAAGAAAAUCACUGCCGUCUUUGCAGCAUGUGCAUACUGCAUAUGGAGAAGUAGGAAUCAAAAGCUGCACAAGAAUAUUUUCGUCUCAACAGAGGAAGCAUUUCACUAGAUAAAGGGUCAUGUUAGCACCUUCAUGCGGUCAAGACGAUCAGAAGUAGGAGGAUAAGAUGGAUGCUUGAAGUAUUACAAUUUACUGUAUUCUGUUUAUGAUGUAGUAGGCUUGGAAUAGAGUACUCUUGUAGCUGGUUUGAAUAUUGGAAGAUGAAUAAAAUUUCUGCUUUCGG